CUCAGGAAUAAACCACCUAGUGUACUCUGAAGACUGAAUUUGUAACAACAACAAAAAAACGGAUAGUAAUAGAUUUAACAGCUGACUUAUAGCUAGACUUCGAUGAGGCAGCCAUAUUGCUCUCGGGGCAAGUUGGCCACAGAGGGGAACAGCAGCAUUCACGAUAGGGGAGACGCUUUCCCAAGGCUUCGACAACUGUGCCUAUCUAUUGUUAUGUGGCGUUCAAUGCGAUUUUCACCGGUUCCGGUUCCCAAGUUUUAGGUUCGCCGGAGGUGAUUUCUGAUUUUGCCAGGCCGCUCUUUACACAUUUGAUACCUUAGAGACCUCGCCUGGACUUUAUGUUUCAAGGAUUUUGGAACAUUUUGACAGAAGAAUUUUCUGGAGUUUCAAGCACUCGGUAUGGGACAGACCGAUGUCUGAGAUUUUACUUCACACACGGGAAGCGUUUGUGUUUCUGCUCGGCUUGUGGGCUAGUAAAGAGCAGUAAAGAACAGAAGACGUAUGUAACUGCAAGAAAAGCAGGGUCUUUUUUUCAGACGUGACGAUGGGUUGUGUCAAGAGCAAAGAAGACAAGGGCCCCGCGUUCAAGUCCCGUCCGGAGAACUCGGCCUCCACGCCGCAGCACGGACACAUGGGUCACUACGGGCCCGACCCCACCCUCAUGGGCCAGUCACCCGGCCUCAAGGGGCCCGGCAGCGGAUACCACCCCGCCUCCGGCCUCACGCCCUUCGGGGGCUCGUCCUCCAUCAUGACGCCGUUCGGUGGCGCCUCGUCCUCCUUCACCUCGGUCACGGUCAGCAGCCCCUUUCCCGGAGUGGUCACAGGCGGCGUGACCUUCUUUGUGGCGCUGUACGACUACGAGGCGAGGACGUCGGAUGACCUGUCUUUCAAGAAAGGAGACCGGUUUCAAAUCAUCAACAACACGGAGGGAGACUGGUGGGAAGCCCGCUCCAUCAACACUGGCAACAAGGGCUACAUCCCCAGUAACUACGUCGCUCCUGCCGACUCCAUCCAAGCAGAGGAAUGGUAUUUCGGUAAAAUGGGUCGCAAAGACGCCGAGCGACUUCUUCUGGUACCAGGAAACCAGCGAGGCACUUACCUGGCACGAGAGAGCGAGACCACCAAAGGUGCCUAUUCCCUGUCCAUCCGGGACUGGGACGACAUGAAGGGAGAAAACGUGAAACACUACAAGAUCCGCAAGCUGGAUAACGGGGGCUACUACAUCACCACCAGGGCCCAGUUUGAGAACCUGCAGAAGCUGGUGAAACACUACACAGAGCAUGCUGACGGGCUGUGCUACAGACUGACGGUGGUGUGUCCUACGGUGAAGCCCCAGACCCAGGGCCUGUCCAAGGACGCCUGGGAGAUCCCCCGCGAGUCCCUCCGCCUGGAGCUCAAACUGGGCCAGGGCUGCUUCGGAGAGGUCUGGAUGGGCACGUGGAACGGCACCACCAAGGUGGCGAUCAAGACCCUGAAGACGGGCACCAUGUCCCCCGAGGCCUUCCUGCAGGAGGCCCAGAUCAUGAAGAAGCUGCGGCACGACAAGCUGGUGCCUCUGUACGCCGUGGUGUCAGAGGAGCCCAUCUACAUCGUCACAGAGUACAUGGCCAAAGGGAGUUUGUUGGAUUUCCUGAAGGAAGGAGAUGGUAAAUCUCUCAAGCUGCCCCAGCUGGUGGACAUGGCUGCACAGAUUGCAGACGGCAUGGCCUUUAUCGAGAGGAUGAACUACAUCCACCGAGACCUGCGUGCGGCCAACAUCCUGGUGGCAGACAAUCUGGUGUGCAAGAUCGCUGACUUUGGUCUGGCCAGGCUGAUCGAGGACAACGAGUACACAGCCAGACAAGGAGCCAAGUUCCCCAUCAAGUGGACCGCUCCCGAGGCAGCGCUGUACGGCAAGUUCACCAUCAAGUCUGACGUGUGGUCCUUCGGCAUCCUGCUCACCGAGCUGGUCACCAAGGGGAGGGUGCCCUACCCAGGCAUGGUGAACCGGGAGGUUCUGGAGCAGGUGGAGAGGGGCUACCGCAUGCCCUGCCCCGCAGGCUGCCCCGAGUCCCUCCACGAGAUGAUGAGGGUGUGCUGGAAGAAGGAGGCCGACGAGAGGCCCACCUUCGAGUACCUGCAGUCCUUCCUGGAGGACUACUUCACAGCCACGGAGCCACAGUACCAGCCCGGGGACAACCUGUAGGGGCCUGGCCACUGUCCACCCGGCACCCACCACCAGACCGGCUUGGGAGUUGAACUACCAACCCUCGGGCACAAUCGAGAACCACAGUACCCAGUCAAGGAUUCAUCUGUAGGGAUUUGAAACCAGGGACCCCCCUCCCCCCACCCCUGCUUUGGCACCAUGUAGAGCUACAGUGUUAACUUGCCAAGGGAGAUGCUACAGGGCUAAGGACUUGUAGACGACUGCAAAAACACCAGACUCCAGAACCACACUGGCAUUCUUUUCAGUCGACCCAGUUGAAAGAUGGCUGGGGAGAGUCACUCACAGUAUUUAUAAACGUUCCCUUCUCUGUUUCCCCUCUGCACAUUACCUUGACCUGUUGUGGGUUGCCUAGGCUACGUCAGUGUGCCUGGAUGGAGCGAGAGGUCUUGGGGACGGGUACUUUUAAAGUCCCAGGUGGAAUCCAAACUCCCUUGUUAUCCACUUUGUUCUGAGCGAGCAGAUGGUGUUUCUCUCAGCAAUUCAGUCUCAGCUGGUGGAUUUGUUGUCAGUUGCACACCUGUUUUGAUUAGUUUUCUUUCCUUUGGGGGGUGGGGGGGGGUUUGUUUUCCAAUUAUUUUGCAAUUUUUCUCGAUUACAUUUAAUUUUACUUUGGGGAUAAUUUUUAAUUCAAGCUUACCAGAUGUACAGUAAUGAUUUGUCUUAUUUUAGUUGGGUAGUACUUUGAAUUAAAGUGACCAAGAACUGUGGUUGAUGAAUCUUAAAGCAUGAGCUAUGUCAAGAGUGAAGAAGGAUCCAAUGACCCAAGGACCUUCAGUGUGUUGUGACGAAUGUGUGGGAGGACAGGGACAGGCAGCAACAGGUAAAAACAUGUUUUGUUGAACAGAAAGAAAAUUGUAAGUGAUUUUUAUGUUGGUACGUUUCUUUUAUAUGAGGUGACCUGAAUGGCAGAUUGUGGUUUUACCGAGAUUUUAUUGUUUUAUUUUGAGGGUAAUGAUCAAUUGUCUUGAUACCAUAUUGCAUAAGUAUGUUUUUGAUAAUCCCCUGAUGGCCAAUACCGAAAUGUUUCUGCAACGUUUUAUAAAUGUUUUUGAGCGAACAGUAAUUUUUAGUCCAUUGCAAAAUUUGAUGGGAUGAAAAUACACCGCAUGUGAAUGAAUGUUAUAUUAAUAGUGUUUCUUUUUUUCAUCUUGUACUAAUGGUGUUAACCACUCCAUCCACCUGGUCUCUUAGCAACAGUUUUAAUAACACUUAAGCAGCAGGUGACAAACAACACCAGUGUUUGUGGGUGCAUUAACAUAAAUGUAAAAAAAAAAAAAAAUCAUUGAGCCAGCUGUUUUUUGUUGCUUUUUGAUAUGUAUUUUAAUGUCAAGAUCGCCCCCUACAGUUCACUAAAGAUUCAUGCACA
Messenger RNA from Osmerus eperlanus (European smelt), 3572 nucleotides. RefSeq names its product YES proto-oncogene 1, Src family tyrosine kinase (gene yes1). The transcript is spliced from 12 exons. The coding region runs from base 545 to 2185 and encodes 546 amino acids. The record is from RefSeq and is a predicted model, not a curated record. Lineage: Eukaryota; Metazoa; Chordata; Actinopteri; Osmeriformes; Osmeridae. Gene Ontology annotation, cellular component: extrinsic component of cytoplasmic side of plasma membrane. Gene Ontology annotation, molecular function: non-membrane spanning protein tyrosine kinase activity; signaling receptor binding; ATP binding. Gene Ontology annotation, biological process: protein phosphorylation; cell surface receptor protein tyrosine kinase signaling pathway; cell differentiation.